This is a messenger RNA of Cyclocybe aegerita, 1677 nucleotides long. The record is from the annotation of a GenBank genome assembly. Lineage: Eukaryota; Fungi; Basidiomycota; Agaricomycetes; Agaricales; Hemipholiotaceae.
AUGCUCAUCGAUCAUAGGCCGGCCGUUCCUAAUGAUAACGUCUACCUCCUGCCUGGGCCAUAUGGCGAAGAGCCCACGUUGAACGAUUUCCUCUUUGAUACCCAUCUACCGGAUGGAUGGAAAGAGUAUACUCAUCCGGAUGGUCUCCCCUAUUUCCACCACGAGAAAAUGGGCGUCGUGACGGAAGUGGACGUGCGGGAUUCUCAACAACUUGAAUCUCUUCAAACGGCCCAUGAAGUUAUCAUGAAGCGAUUUCAACAAGUAGACUUUGAGAAAGGAGGCAAACUCAGCGAACGGCCGUACGAGCUCUACAUAUCCACUAGGAACCCGGAGCAGCCUCGAUACUAUUUCGUUUGGGUUACAGAUGACAUUCAACCUACCGACUACAACAUCCUGAUACGCAAAUUAUUCUACGCCCACUUAGCUUCGUUUCCUUGUCAUACACAAGUCCCUGAGGAUGGAAUCCAAUACCUUCGUGCAUACCUCGCUUACAUAGUAGUUGACGACUUGACGACCCCUUUCAAGAUCACACCAUGGGACCCACAAAAAGCCGCUCUGCUUCUAGAUACGCUUGAUCGAACGAUAAGUAGGAAAACAACUGGGAACGGGCUCGAGACAUUUUCCAUCGCUCAACCAUUGGUUACCAUUUAUUCUGUCCGCGCAUUGCACCGUCACGGUACUCAGGCUGCCAUAAACGAGCAGCACCUACCUCCCUACCCCACGACAGGUCCUUUCGACGCCAUUUUUCAGAUCUUCAGUUUCUUUGUCUACUCCACUUACGAAGAUCGACUGCGUCUGGCCCUGCAAGGGGAGCUUGCGUCUGAACGAGAAUGGCACCGCCUUAUGACAACUCUCGUCGCUGAAUGGUCAUAUACCAACCUCUUGGCCACUGUGGUCCUUGUAGUGGACAUGGCCUUCCUGGCUCUAAACCUGUCAGUCUUCGCUCGCACAAGCAGUAUAGCUUCGACUCUUUUCGCUAUCGGAAGCAUCGUCAUUGGUUUGCAUCACGUCUGGAAGCACCGAGAUCAGAGCACAGCUUCUAUUUCUGAACUUAGUUUCUACAUUCAAAACACAGGACGAAGCGCAACCGAUAUAAAGCGCCUUGCUCUCCUCCUCAGUCUUCCUAUGAUCUUCCUGCUGUGGGCUCUCCUAGCAUUCACGUGCGCCGUCGCGAACUACGCAUUCAAUCCUCCUAAAGCAAUAGCCUCAUAUGUCAUUCCUGCCUUUGUGCUGGCGGUGAUCUGUCCAUCGGGCAUCUUCGCGACUGUUGUCUUCUGGAAUGUUUUCAAGUAUAAACGCGCUGGUGAGCCGCGCUCCCUCCUGGCCACGAGCUUCUCGACCUCACUGACACGCUCGCCCGACGCCUCGACCUACAGCUCAAUCACAAGAGCUCAGCGCCGCCCUCCGGUCACCCCUCAUAUCCCGACCAUCGGCGCAGUCCCCGGUUCAGAGAGAUACCUGACCGGUGCUCUAAUGGUUUUCGUCUCAUUUGCCCACUCGGGGCACUUGUCUCUCGUCCUUGCCUCUCGUACUCCUCGUCCUCGCCUCUCGUACUCCUCGUCCUCGCCUCUCGUACUCCUCGUCCUCGCCUCUCAGCCUCGUUUCGACUCCCCGCCCGACCCGCCAUCGCCUUGUCUUUCGAUCUCGCCGUCGUCGUUGUCCUGUUUCCACGCUUAG